Kogia breviceps (pygmy sperm whale) is the source of this 2177-nucleotide messenger RNA. RefSeq names its product aldehyde dehydrogenase 1 family member A3 (gene ALDH1A3). Gene Ontology annotation, molecular function: aldehyde dehydrogenase (NAD+) activity. The record is from RefSeq and is a predicted model, not a curated record. NCBI's taxonomy places the organism in Eukaryota, Metazoa, Chordata, Mammalia, Artiodactyla, Physeteridae.
CCCGUCCUGCAGCCAAUUAGACAGCCCCCUCGGGCGGGAGGCGUGGGGCGCUCCAUAAAGCGGCGCGGAGCUGUCACCCGUGAGUAGGCUGCGCACCGCCCAGGCCGGAGCAGGCGCCGAAGACUCGGGCGCUUCGGACCCGGGAGCGUGAAGGAGCCAUGGCCACCACCAACGGGGCCGUGGAGAACGGGCAGCCGGACAGGAAGUCACCCUCCCUGCCGCGCCCCGUCCGCAACCUGGAGGUCAAGUUCACCAAGAUAUUCAUCAACAAUGAAUGGAACGAAUCCAAGAGUGGAAAAAAGUUUGCCACAUAUAACCCUUCAACUCUAGAGAAAAUAUGUGAAGUGGAAGAAGGAGAUAAGCUCGACGUAGACAAGGCCGUGGAGGCUGCACAAGCCGCCUUCCAGAGGGGCUCACCGUGGCGCCGGCUGGAUGCCCUGAGCCGCGGCCGGCUGCUGCACCAACUGGCGGAUCUCGUGGAGAGGGACCGCGCCGUCCUGGCCACCCUGGAAACGAUGGACACAGGGAAGCCGUUCCUUCACGCCUUUUUCAUCGACCUUGAGGGCUGUAUCAAAACCCUUCGAUACUUUGCAGGGUGGGCAGACAAAAUACAGGGCAGGACCAUCCCCACAGAUGACAACGUUGUGUGUUUCACCAGGCACGAGCCCAUAGGUGUGUGUGGGGCCAUCACUCCUUGGAACUUCCCUCUGCUGAUGCUGGUGUGGAAGCUGGCACCUGCUCUCUGCUGUGGGAACACCGUGGUCGUGAAGCCAGCGGAGCAGACUCCCCUCACCGCCCUCUAUCUCGGCUCUUUGAUCAAAGAGGUGGGAUUUCCUCCAGGCGUGGUGAACAUCGUGCCAGGAUUUGGGCCCACGGUGGGAGCAGCAAUUUCUUCUCACCCUCAGAUCAACAAGAUAGCCUUCACUGGAUCCACAGAGGUUGGAAAGCUGGUUAAAGAAGCCGCCUCCCAUAGCAACCUGAAGAGGGUGACACUGGAGCUUGGUGGGAAAAACCCCUGCAUCGUGUGUGCUGAUGCCAACCUGGACUUGGCAGUGGAGUGCGCCCAUCAGGGAGUGUUCUUCAACCAAGGCCAGUGCUGCACGGCCGCCUCCAGGGUGUUCGUGGAGGAGCAGGUCUAUGACGAGUUUGUCAGGCGGAGCGUGGAGUUUGCCAAAAAACGGCCCGUUGGAGACCCCUUUGACGUCAGGACCGAACAGGGGCCCCAGAUUGACCAGAAGCAGUUCAACAAAAUCCUCGAUCUGAUUGAGAGCGGAAAGAAGGAGGGAGCCAAGCUGGAAUAUGGGGGCUCGGCCAUGGAAGACAGGGGGCUCUUCAUCAAACCCACUGUCUUCUCAGAAGUUACCGACACCAUGCGGAUCGCUAAAGAGGAGAUUUUUGGACCGGUGCAGCCAAUACUGAAGUUCAAAAAUAUUGAAGAAGUGAUAAAAAGAGCAAAUAGCCUUGAAUAUGGACUAACAGCAGCUGUGUUCACAAAAAACCUCGACAAAGCACUGAAAUUGGCUUCUGCGUUAGAGUCUGGAACCGUCUGGAUCAACUGCUACAAUGCUAUCUAUGCACAGGCUCCAUUUGGUGGCUUUAAAAUGUCGGGGAACGGCAGAGAACUAGGUGAAUAUGCGCUGGCUGAAUACACAGAAGUGAAAACUGUCACCAUCAAACUCGAUGACAAGGACCCCUGAAGGAAAGGCAGGCUCCUUCCUCAAACGUCUGACAGCUGAAUGUGGCAGAUCUAACUUGCUAAAGAGAAACCUACAUUCUGACCUUCCUGGGAUACUUUCUUCUGGAGACUUUAAAUCUACUGGAUUUGAACGAUUUUUAUUUUCCUCUCACACUCCUGUUUUAUUGACCAAAAUGUUGUGUGUGAAAUUGUAGUCCUGCUUGGGGAUGGGACUAGUGGCCAUUUCUGUUUUCCACUUUCCACCAGAUCCCGGGGACAGUGAGGAGGCUCAGGGUGUUGUCAACAGGAAGUGGUAUUUGAAGUAUCGAGCAGUAGCUUAAAAAUGCUUUGUUGACUCUGACUCCAGUAAGAAUUUGGAAAAAAAAAAAAAAUCCCUGCGUGUUCUGCAAACAGGGCUGUGUACCUACGGGUUCCUCAGGGUUACCUGCCCUCAGAACAAGCCCCUCCUACCAACCAGUGGGAAGGAAUAGCAGUAAGUUUU